Messenger RNA from Thermothelomyces thermophilus ATCC 42464, 1017 nucleotides. RefSeq lists its product as uncharacterized. The record is from RefSeq and is a predicted model, not a curated record. Bases 140 to 928 code for a protein of 262 amino acids. Gene Ontology annotation, cellular component: ribosome; cytosolic small ribosomal subunit. The transcript has 3 exons. Lineage: Eukaryota; Fungi; Ascomycota; Sordariomycetes; Sordariales; Chaetomiaceae. Gene Ontology annotation, molecular function: RNA binding; structural constituent of ribosome. Gene Ontology annotation, biological process: translation.
CACCGCCUUCCAAGCCCCACUAAACUCGCUAGGGCUGGGGGGCACAAAAUCAAUUUUCUGGUCGAUUUACCUUCGCUCCCACUUCGCGGCAUCCCUUUCACUUUCCCAUCCGACCAGCACAUCGACAACAACAGCCAAGAUGGGCAGAGGACCUAAGAAGCACCAGAAGCGCCUCAGCGCGCCGUCGCACUGGCUUCUCGACAAGCUGUCGGGUGCCUACGCCCCUCGCCCGUCGCCUGGUCCGCACAAGCUCCGCGACUGCAUGCCUCUGAUCGUCUUCGUCCGCAACCGCCUCAAGUAUGCGCUCAACUACCGCGAGACCAAGGCCAUCAUGAUGCAGCGCCUGGUUAAGGUCGACGGCAAGGUCCGCACCGACAUCACCUACCCGGCCGGCUUCAUGGACGUCAUCACCAUCGAGAAGACGGGCGAGAACUUCCGCCUCAUCUACGACACCAAGGGCCGCUUCACCGUUCACCGCAUCCAGGAGGAGGAGGCCAAGUACAAGCUUGGCAAGGUCAAGCGCGUCCAGCUCGGCCGUGGUGGUGUGCCAUUCUUGGUUACGCAUGAUGCGAGAACCAUCCGCUACCCCGAUCCCCUUAUCAAGGUCAACGACACCGUCAAGAUUGACCUUGAGACUGGCAAGAUCACCGACUUCAUCAAGUUCGACACUGGCGCCAUUGCCAUGAUCACCGGUGGUCGCAACAUGGGUCGUGUCGGUGUCAUCACCCACCGUGAGCGUCACGAUGGUGGCUUCGGCAUUGUCCACCUCAAGGACGCCAUUGACAACACUUUCACCACGCGUGAGAGCAACGUCUUCGUCAUUGGCACCGAUAAGCCCUGGGUUUCCCUUCCCAAGGGCAAGGGUGUCAAGCUUACCAUUGCUGAGGAGCGCGACCGGAGACGGGCGCAGGCCCUUGCUGGCCACUAAAGGGGAUAACUACGGGAAUGGGCAGGGCAUGAGGUUGCUGGUCUUACAAAAGCAUGCUGGAUGGAGUACCGGAUGUCACUUUAGUAGUU